Messenger RNA from Penicillium arizonense, 1272 nucleotides. RefSeq lists its product as uncharacterized. NCBI's taxonomy places the organism in Eukaryota, Fungi, Ascomycota, Eurotiomycetes, Eurotiales, Aspergillaceae. Gene Ontology annotation, molecular function: acetate kinase activity. Gene Ontology annotation, biological process: phosphorylation; acetate metabolic process. The coding region runs from base 1 to 1272 and encodes 423 amino acids. The record is from RefSeq and is a predicted model, not a curated record. The transcript has 7 exons.
AUGACAAGAUCCAUACUCUCCGUCAAUGCGGGGUCAUCCUCCGUCAAAAUCACCUUCUAUAACUUGGAGAACCCGCCAAGAGCUAUCGCAGAUGCGGAGAUCUCUGGGAUCACCGCACCCCCUUCAUCGUUCAAAUACCAGAAGGGAGCUUCCAAACACAAGGAGGAGCUUAAGGAGAAACUGAACACACCCCAGGAUGCAUUCAGUUACCUCUUGAAGCGCUGUUUCAGCGAUCGCGAGCUCUCCGAAAUCGCCAGCGUCGACGAUCUAGCUUAUAUCUGCCACCGCGUCGUCCACGGAGGGGAUUAUCAUGAAGCGGUCGAGAUCAAUGACGAGACACUACACCACCUUGAAGCAUUGGAAGACCUCGCGCCACUCCACAACUUCUCCGCUUUGGAAAUUAUCCGUCUCUGCAGGACUGAACUACCGAAAGUCAAGAGCAUUACCUUCUUCGAUUCAGCAUUCCAUCAGACUAUCCCCGAACCCGUAUACACGUACCCUAUCGAUCAGGAAAUCGCCAAGGCGAAUGGACUGCGCAAGUAUGGAUUCCACGGAAUUAGCUACGGGUUUAUCCUACGCUCGGUUGCGCAGCACCUAGGUAAGCCGGUAGAGAAGACGAACAUCAUUGCCAUGCAUGUUGGCAGUGGAGCUUCGGUUUGUGCGAUCAAGGAUGGAAAGUCGAUUGAUACCUCUAUGGGACUCACACCUCUGGCGGGAUUGCCAGGCGCAUCGCGCAGUGGAGAUAUUGAUCCCUCAUUGGUAUUCCACUACACCAACGAAGCAGGCAAACUAAGUCCAGCAAGCACCAAGGAGAUGCACAUCAGUACAGCUGAAGAAAUCCUGAACAAGAAAUCCGGCUGGAAAGCACUAACCGGAACAACCAAUUUCGGCGAGAUCGCAGUCGCCGACCCACCCACCAAAGCGCACAAACUCGCAUUCGACAUCUUCGUUGACCGCAUCCUAGGCUACAUCGGAAACUACUACGUGAAGCUAAACGGGCAAGUGGACGCGGUCGUCUUCGCCGGCGGUAUUGGCGAGAAAAGCGCCCUGCUACGGCAAACACUAGCAGAUAAGCUCCAAUGUCUGGGCGUGGCGGUCGAUGCAGCAGCUAAUGAUAAGGGGCCUGGGGACGACGAGACGGUGAAGGACAUAUCUGCCGGUGGAGGCAAGGGGCCCCGGGUUUUGGUUUGUCAAACUAAUGAGCAGUUCGAGAUGGCAUACCGCUGCGUCUACGAGAGUGGCUGGGAAGCUGGACAAUGGACAUACCUCUAG